AGGCCUUACCUACUCGAUUUUCCAGGCUUCUGUUUUUUGUUUUUUUUUUUUUAAUCUCUUUUGCUGAGUGACCGGUAGACCUACGUGAUCCUUUACUUUCUACGUCUUUUUUGGGGGGCGAAUAAUGCCCCGACCGAGCCGGGGAACUUCCGCUUUGCGUGCAGCUGAGAACUGAGAACUGCGAACAGUGCGCGUAUAUUUUAUGCGCGUCAUUUGAAUAUUCAAUCCAAUUCCUCGGCUUUCAUUGACUUCCGCGGACAAAAGAAAAUCCCUGCUCGGUCGUGCUCUUGACCCUCCCCCAGAGCAGCGCCCGCUCCCGUCUCUGAUCGACCGAUGAUAUCGAAGAGGAGACGAGGAGAAUCAUCCCGAGACCACCCGUCGGGCUCUCUUCCUUGAAGUCGCCGCGUCGAUCUCUCUCGAGCUUUCGGAGAUGGAGAAGCCGGCGAAUCUUGCUUCCAAUCACAGAUUCUCCCGGCCCGACUCGUCCCUGCCCAUCGCCAACGGGAAUCUGGCGGCGCCCAAGAAGAAAUGGACCAACUUGAUGCCCCUCUUCGUGAUUCUCGUGGUGCUCGCGGAGAUCGCGUUCCUGGGUCGGCUCGACAUGGCCAAGAACGCCGCCCUGGUCGAUUCUUGGGCCGACGUGUUCCAUCGCUCGCAUCCCGGAGGCGAGCUGCCCAUGAACAGCGACGAUUUCUCCGUCGCAAAGGAGGGCGAAGACCGGAAUUUGGGGUCGGAGGAGGAGAGCUGCGAGGAGUGGUUGGAGAAAGAGGAUGCUGUGGUCUAUUCUAGGGAUUUUCACAAGGACCCUAUUUUGGUUUCUGGUCAGAACGAGGAUUGGAAGACAUGCGCUGUUGGAUGUAAGUUUGGGUACGGUUCAGAUAAGAAACCUGAUGCGCAGAUUGGAUCACAUGGGCAAGCCGGAACAGCUACUAUACUUAGAUCGAUGGAGUCUUCACAGUAUUAUGCAGAAAAUAAUAUUGCUCAGGCACGACGGAGGGGUAUUGAUAUUGUGAUGACAACUAGCCUAUCCUCUGAUGUUCCAGUUGGGUAUUUUUCAUGGGCUGAGUAUGAUAUUAUGGCUCCUGUGCAGCCAAAGACUGAGAAUGCCAUUGCAGCUGCCUUUAUUUCUAAUUGCGGGGCUCGAAAUUUUAGGUUGCAAGCUCUUGAGAUUCUUGAAAAGGCUAAAAUAAAAAUAGAUUCAUAUGGUGGCUGCCAUAGGAACCGAGACGGGAGAGUGGACAAAGUGGAAGCUCUGAGGCGCUACAAGUUUAGUUUUGCUUUUGAAAAUUCUAAUGAAGAAGAUUACGUCACUGAGAAAUUCUUCCAAUCGCUUGUUGCCGGUUCUGUUCCUGUGGUUAUUGGUGCACCAAACAUUCAGGAUUUUGCACCAGCUCCCGGUUCAUAUUUACAUAUCAAGGAGUUAAAAGAUGCUCCAGAAGUUGCCAAGACAAUGAAGUACCUCUCAGAGAAUCCUGUUGCAUACAACAAAUCAUUAAGGUGGAAGUAUGAGGGUCCAUCCGAUUCUUUCAAGGCCCUCGUGGAUAUGGCAGCAGUUCACUCAUCAUGCCGUCUUUGCAUACAUCUUGCUACCACGAUUAGAGAGAAAGAAGAGAAAAGUGCAGGUUUCAAGAAUCGUCCAUGCAAGUGUACUCGAGGCUCAAAAACCGUAUACCAUUUGUUCGUGAGAGAAAGAGGGAGGUUCGAGAUGGUAUCCAUUUACUUGAGAUGCUCAUACAGAAAACUCACGCUGGAGGCCCUGGAGUCUGCAAUUUGGACAAAGUUCACUUCUAUGAACCAUGUGCCAAUUUGGAAGGAAGAAAGACCUGAAAGCAUAAGAGGAGGGAAUGAACUUAAAAUUUACAGAGUAUACCCUGUUGGCAUGACGCAGAGGCAGGCUCUGUAUACGUUCAAAUUCGAAAACGACGCAGCCCUAAGGAGUCACGUGCAAAGCAACCCAUGUGCGAAGUUUGAAGUGAUUUUUGUCUAAGUAGUUUCUUAUCCUGGCUACAGUUUAGCAGAGUGGGCCAUUUGUGCACUUCCUGCUGUGGGAAUUUGCGAGGAGGUGAAUAUGAAAUUAAUCAGAUCGAUGCCUCCCGGUGCACCAUCCUCUUUUGCAUAUCGUGCUUAUGCAAGUGAUGGAUGGAGCGAUAAAUUUAGCAGAGAACUGACGGAGUAUUUAUCGGGCCAGCUGCGGCAAGCUCAGAUAUUUGAUCAUUGUGUUUGCCUAUGACAGAAGCUGGAUCUAGGUUAUUUCGGUGAAGGGCGUUAGAUUAAUUCUCGGGUCAUAACCUUUGAUGUAUUUCUUUGACUCUUUGAGGUGUGGCAAUACAGAGAUUCACGGUUCAAAUUUUGAUCUUCCUAUAUUUUUUCUGUCCUAAGUAGCUAUGAACUGGAACAGUGAUGGACCUGCUCCACCAGAGUCUACAUAUUGGGGCCUUUCGAUA
This is a messenger RNA of Eucalyptus grandis, 2444 nucleotides long. Its product is annotated as glycoprotein 3-alpha-L-fucosyltransferase A. Gene Ontology annotation, molecular function: fucosyltransferase activity. The coding region runs from base 431 to 1987 and encodes 518 amino acids. The transcript is spliced from 7 exons. NCBI's taxonomy places the organism in Eukaryota, Viridiplantae, Streptophyta, Magnoliopsida, Myrtales, Myrtaceae. The record is from RefSeq and is a predicted model, not a curated record. Gene Ontology annotation, cellular component: membrane.